Molecule: messenger RNA, 891 nt
Organism: Fraxinus pennsylvanica
Lineage: Eukaryota; Viridiplantae; Streptophyta; Magnoliopsida; Lamiales; Oleaceae
Source: the annotation of a GenBank genome assembly
AUGAAAGGGAUUUCUUUGGAUUCAAAACCAUUUUUUGGUGUUGGUUUGUAUCAGAAUGCUAAUUCCAGUUUCAAGCAUCAGGCUCUCAUGCGAGACUAUAGAGAGUUGCAGAAGGAGGGUGAUGUUAUCAGAAAUAAAUUGGAUGCUGCUAAACAGAGGAAGCUGAUGCUGGCAGCCGAAGUUCGGUUUUUAAGACGAAGAUACAAAUGUCUACUGAAAACGAAGAUUUUCAACUCGUCACAAGAACAGCAAAUUGAACCACCGCUAAAUUUAGUUAACCAAACUAAGAACAAGGAGGAACUUUUUUUCAGCAGAAUGGGAACCACUUUAUGUGAGUUUUCCUCUAUCCCGGACGCAAAAUCCAACAGGAAACUUAGUGUUGGAAAACAACCUUCUCGACGCAGUGCAUCUCUGUUUAAUAAUCUGAAACGUGAGCAAGUAUUACAUGGUGGAAAGGAAGCUAGCCAUCCUAUUUCGACUCUUGAUUCUGAUAGGAAUAACAGAGGAGGGAUAAACUGUGGGAAGGAAACCAUAGUGCAAUGCACGAUCCCUUCCUUUGAUUUGAACCAGAAGGAAGGAAUAAGCCGAGCUAAUGAAGUUGGUCUCAGGAACUCAACCAUCGCAUUUGAUUUGAACCGGGACAGUGAUCUAAGUGGAAAAGAAGCUUGCAUGCCAAGUCGAGUUCCUCUCUUCGACUUAAAUGAAGUUUCGAAUGGGGAUGAGGAUUUCCUGAGUAAUUUUGAACCAUCAAAGUUCGAGGAAGCAAUAAUUGUUGUAAACGAUGACCAGAACGACUUAAAGUUGUCUAUGUGUAGAAAUGCCGGGGAAGGUUCAACCGGUGUGGGGAGGAGGAAAAUUUCAUGGCAGGAGAGUGUUGCAUUGAGUUUUUGA